Molecule: messenger RNA, 5800 nt
Organism: Planococcus citri (citrus mealybug)
Lineage: Eukaryota; Metazoa; Arthropoda; Insecta; Hemiptera; Pseudococcidae
Product: host cell factor 1-like
Exons: 3
Coding region: 238-4032 (1264 amino acids)
Biological process (GO): regulation of DNA-templated transcription; chromatin remodeling
Cellular component (GO): histone methyltransferase complex
Molecular function (GO): transcription coactivator activity; protein binding
Source: RefSeq, a predicted model, not a curated record
GCCAACACUGCUGCAUGGUACGCAUCAAAUAUGGAGUCGCGCUUCUUCGUAGAAUGUGACAAUGUAUUGUAAUAAUUUUAAAUGUUUAUGUUUAUAUUAAUUGAUAGAAUGAUUUUAACACAAUUUUUUAAUUAUAUCGACUAGGUUACUGGCAACUUCGUAACUGUUCACUAGUCAAAUGAAUUAGCUCGCAUAUGGUUGGAUUGAAAUUUUAAUGUAUUUGAGAAAUUUAAAGUUAUGUUGACUUCUACUUCGAGCAUGGGUUCGGUUGUGAAAUGGAAAAAGGUUUCAGAAACAACAGGUCCGCAGCCUCGUCCACGACACGGGCAUCGAGCUGUGGCCAUCAAAGAGCUACUGAUCGUCUUCGGCGGCGGUAACGAAGGUAUCGUAGACGAAUUACACGUGUAUAACGCGACUAGUAAUCAAUGGUUUAUACCAAAUACAUCGGGAGAUAUUCCACAAGGGUGCGCUGCCUACGGUUUCGUCGUAGACGGUACCCGAAUAUUGGUUUUCGGCGGUAUGGUCGAGUACGGUAAAUAUUCGAACGAGUUAUACGAAUUACAAGCUUCACGUUGGGAAUGGAAGCAUCUGCGACCGUUGCCACCCAACAAAGGACCGUAUCCUUGCCCUCGACUCGGGCACAGUUUCACGCUGAUCGGACACAAAGUGUAUUUAUUCGGAGGCUUAGCCAACGACAGCAACGAUCCCAAGAAUAACAUACCUCGUUAUCUUAACGACCUAUACACGUUGGAUAUUUCAUCGCCGGACGCGUUAGCCUGGGAUAUACCACAAACGUACGGCGAUUCGCCGCCGCCUCGCGAGUCGCAUACGGCGGUCGCGUAUACCGAUCGGUACGGCGUAUCCAAGUUAAUCGUGUACGGUGGCAUGAGCGGAUGCCGUUUGGGCGACUUGUGGAUAUUAUCGAUCGAUAGUAUGACUUGGAGUAAACCUAUGGUUUCCGGUCCGGCUCCGUUGCCCAGAUCGUUACACACAGCUACCACUAUCAAAGAUAAAAUGUACGUUUUCGGCGGCUGGGUGCCUUUACUGAUGGACGACGUCGGCGUCAAGGUGACCGCGCACGAGAAAGAAUGGAAAUGCACGAAUCAACUGGCGUGUUUGAAUUUGGAAACCAUGUCGUGGGAAGAUCUGAAUUUGGAUACGAACGAAGAGAACAUGCCACGUGCCAGAGCCGGCCAUUGCGCGGCUAGUAUUCACACCAGGAUGUAUAUUUGGUCCGGUCGAGACGGCUAUAGAAAGGCGUGGAAUAAUCAAGUAUGCUGCAAAGAUCUAUGGUACUUGGAGGUCGGCGCGCCGGGUAAAUGCAGUCGCAGCCAGUUGGUUCGCGCGUCCACCAACUCGCUGGAGAUAUUCUGGUUACCGGUGCCGGCUAGUGAUAUGUUCCUGCUACAGAUACAGAAAUACGACGUGCCGCCCGAUACGUUCCAGAGUUCGACGCCCGGCAUGAUAGAUUACUCGCAGUUGCCCUUCUUGACGCCCGAAUUGGCCGCCAAAUAUACCGGAACUGGUACGACGGCCGAUGCUAAAGAUCACGUUAAAAGUACAGCGUCAUCCGUUACGUCGACGGUGAACUCGAUUUCUCCGGCAGCAGCAGCGUCGGCGGCGGCCACCGCAGCGGCUGUAGCCAGCGUUAAGAAAACGGAGUACGGUUAUUCGCCCUCUACGAAUUUAACGCAACCGAUAUUCUCGCAGUCGGCGGCAGCUACGGCUGCGGCUACCGCCACCAUAUACAGAGCAGAUUCGAAUUCCGGUCUGAGUACGCCGUUGGUUAUACAAUCUCCGAACGUAGUGCGAAGCGCCGUCGGUCCUAUAAUCAAAUCCGAAACGCCGCAAACUAUCAACGCUAAUACGCCUAUUAUUAUAUCAUCGUCGACCGCUGCCAACCAAAACGCCACCGCUAGUCCGGCCUCGUCUAUGACCGGUAUCCACGCUUUAGCCGCUGCCGCCUCGCAAACGCAGAAAAUCAAAACAGUCUCGCCUCAGCAGGUCAGAGUGGUGCAGAAUUCGGCCCUAGGCGAUACGCCCAAAUCGCCUGUGCCGCUGAAAUUCAUCCAAACGCAGAAAAGCAUCGCGUCCGGAACGCUGCAAACGUCUUCGAACGUUGUGUUCUCGACUACGCUUAAUUCGACCGGUACCGUGCCCGGUUCCGGUAUAAAACUGAUCAACGCUGCGCCCAAACCAUCGCCUACUGUUAUCAAAUCUCCGGCCAGUCCGCAGCUAGGCAAACAGAUCAUCAUACAGAAACCUGUGACGGUAGCCGGUGCCACAUCGUCGACCGGUACAGGCGCCAGUCCGCAACUAGUAACAUUGGUCAAGACUAGCCAAGGUAUGGCCGUUACGCCGGUCAACAAAAUGAACGUAAUGCAAGGUAAACCGACGACGAUUACUUCGACGUUAACUAGCGCGGUCCCCGGAGCUGCGGGAAUGGCCGGUAAACCAACCACCGUCACGCAGGGUACGACGUUAGUGAAAUUACUCGGUCCUGCCGGAGCAGCCGCCGCAGCAGGUACCGCCGGCGGCGCUAAUAAAUGUAUGAUAACCAACGUAGUGAAAACCGUACCGGCUCUAGGCUCGAAUAUCCUGAAAACCGCUCCGCAGUUGACGGCCACCUCAGUACCGCGUGCUCGCGUAACGUUACCCAAUAAACCGCAGACUAUCGUUAUACAGAAACCCGGACUAGGCGGAAGACCGGCUCAUCAAAUCAUCGUCGUCACAACAGGCUCGAAUCUGCGAACCGUGCAAACCAUCUCGGUCUCGCAAUCGGCCGGACAAACGGGCACCGUACCGAUUAGCAGCGGUACCGGAGGCGUCAGUACCAUCGUAAGCGCCGGCGGUAACCCUGUUCGAAUGAUGGUCGUGUCGUCAGCCAGCUCAACGCCCAUGGUUGGCAAACCGAUCACAAUCACGGUACCGGCCGGUAGCGGUAUUCGUAAAAGUUUAACCAUUACUGGAAAAACCAGCAACCUAACCGGAGCGACGACUCAAGCUUUGACCUUCGGCGGUAAACCGAUCACGUUGCAGAUGGUCGGAGGCCAAAAGAACGUCGCCAUUAUAUCGAACGCUGCCGCGACAGCCGGCGGAGUCGCGUCAUCUACACCGAACUCCACCACCAACCUGCUGCUGUCUCCAUUAACCAAAUUCAUCAACGCUACGAACACUGCUGCGACCACUUCCGGUAUUGUGACGACCACAGCUGAUAUCUCAUCGGGCUCCGAAUCGGUCGCAGUCGCGGCCACGGCAACGACGUCACGGCUCAUCACUACAAGCGGUGUUAUCUCGACGUCGAACCUCGUACCGCUCAGUACCGCUAUCACAAAUCCUGCCGCAAUCAUCGCCGCCGCAGCGCCUACGACUUCGACAGCUGUUGUUACAACGCAUCCGACGACGGCGGCGACGUCUUCGACGACAGCAGCCGAUCAAACCGUCGACGUUGGUUUCCUAGACGAUUCUGUAGCCGUCAAACAAGCUGCCAAAUUAGUCGCCGCUGCUGCCUCAGCAGCUGCCACCACAGCCGCCGCCGCUGCCUCAUCGGCGGCAGCUUCUACGAUAUUCGAAGAUCGUGCCUCCCCUAGUCACAACGUGUUAGACACUAAAACCGUCGUCGAGUCGGAUACGCUAGAUCAUACAAACGCCUCGAAAUUCUUAGAAAAUGUCGAUAAAAUUACCGCCACCGCAUCGUCGCCCACAGUCGUCGAAUCGAACGAUGUCGAAAUGAGCGAGCCUACGGAUUCGGUUACCACCGCCGACGAUGUCGAUGUCGACGAAUCGAACGUCGUCAAGACGGUCGAAGAAAUGCUACACGAAAGCGGCGCCGCUCAAAAUAUCAGCGAAGACGAUAACGUGAUGUCGAACGAUAUCGAAAUGAAAGACGUGUCCGAAAACAUGAUUUUGGACGAAGCUCCGGUCACCAGCAGCGGCGGCGGAUCUGAUCCUAGCGAGGCUGCCAUCGACGAAUCCGCCUCGAAAGAUCCGCAAACGACAGACUCUUCCAGCGUUAUCGUCGGUAGCGUUUAGAUAAGGGGAAAAAUCCAGGGCCCAAUGUCUCACGAUCUUUCAAUUCUCCUUUAGGCUUAGAAAACGAAAUUUUUUAAGCGUCCAGUGAUGAUUUGCUCGGCUCUUUGCCCCCGCCCGAUCUUUCAUCGAGUGCACGUGUCGUCGUCGCAGGCUGCUCGGCCACUAACGAAAGUUCGACCAGACGAAGAGCUUUUUGUCGUGUGUAUAUCGUGAUUUUUCAUGCUUUUUUGAUCGAUUUUAAAAUCUGUAAUCUAUUUCCCGCUCACCGCCUUUUUGCCCCCCUCCCUUCUUUCAUUACCAACUAUUCCGUAUUUUUCUUAUAUAUGAUUGUGCUUGUUUGUGUUUUUUUUUCUUCUUUUUUUGAAAAUAAUCCUCGAAAGGAAUUACUAUUUCAAUUUUUUCAGUAUGUUUUCUCUUUUAACAUACAUUAUAGUCGUUUUAAUUUCAUCGGAAAUUUUUUUUUCGUACCCUUUUCGUCUCGCUUCCCCCACCCCCUUUGGAUGUAUUUUCGAAUGGAUCAUAUUUUUUGAAAUCUGAAAACUAGUAAAAAUUGGUUUCGCGUCGACUUGGAAGUGUGCUUGAACGUCGUUGGGGGUGGUGACCUUUCUUGAUAGGUAUUUUAACGAAUUUUUUUUUUUUAGACUGCCAGCUCUCGCCGGUUUCGUUAUUAAAGUUGAUCGCUUGCUGUAGUACUCAGAAUAAUAUAGGAGUCUUGCCCCUCUUCUCCUCUCCUUUUCUGUCCAUGUCAUCUUGCGUGACCCCCUCCUUUUUUUAAAAUAAUAAACGAUUUUGUAAAUAUUGCUUGUAUCAACGUGCUGCAAUAUUAUGCUGCAUGCUGCUAGAUUCACUCGUCAAACAUUAUUGUCGUAUAUACUUUAAUUUUGUAAAUUUUUGCUCUUUUUAUUAUUUUUUUUUUUAAUUAAUGAAUUUUUUUUCUCGUUUAUAUAAAUUAUCAUUAUUUUAUUUAUUAUGUGAAAGUUACAUGGUAUUUGUUUUGUGCGUUGUUUGAAUAUGAACCUUUUUAUUAUCAUUAUUUUUUUUUUAUGCAAAAGUAAUCGAUACCUAUAUUGAAUUCUUUUUUUUUUUCUGUGAAAAAUAACACGUUAAUUUGAAUUUCGAUCUUUAUUACUAUUAUUAUAUUAUAUAAUUAUUUGUUUUGAAUCGUUCUUGUAAAUAACGAACCAACCAGUGGUAAAUAAACAAUUUGAAUGACGACGGAAUAGGUUGCCUGUUAUGGUUUUUUUACCCUUGUUUUUUUUUGUUUUUUUUUCUCGUUUCUUCGCCCUUCGAUUUUUCUUCUUUUUUGAUCGAACUAAUCGGUUUUUAUGAACUUUCUAUUGUAUGAUUAUUUUAUUUUUUCUCGUAAGGGCUUCCUAAUGACGGUUAACUGAUGACGCGGGUUUGGACUGUUUUCUUAGUGAUGGUAUUUGUCGAGAUACCUACCAUGUUGACAACACGAAGUAUUGAAUUUAUUUUAUUACUAUUAUUACCCUAUUCUUUUCUCCCGUAUAAUACAAUUAUCGAUACGUGUAAAUUGUAAAUUAUUGAAUUUUUUUGGAUUAUUUGUAUGGGUUAAGAGACGCCUCGUUUGAAAAAGAAAAAAAAAUGUUCAACAAGUAGUUUCGCAGAAUUAUUUUCUCUCAUGUAAAUUUCGUAUAAAUAGUAGGAUAUGAUUUUUAUUAGCUUAUGUUUUAAGCGUAAUUUGUUAUUUAAAAAGUUUAACGAUAAUGUCAAGCAUUGUUUUAUAUUAAAAAAAUUGUAAUUUAAU